Anopheles coustani is the source of this 1041-nucleotide messenger RNA. Its product is annotated as antigen 5 like allergen Cul n 1-like. The transcript has 5 exons. The coding region runs from base 85 to 888 and encodes 267 amino acids. NCBI's taxonomy places the organism in Eukaryota, Metazoa, Arthropoda, Insecta, Diptera, Culicidae. The record is from RefSeq and is a predicted model, not a curated record.
GGACCGAAUAGAGGGCCUUAAAGAGUUAAAAUAAAUCGGGCUUAGUCCUGGGUGGUCCAAAAGUUUUCCUAGUGAAAUAUCAAAAUGUCUCCAGUGCCUGUGCAUAGGAUUAUCUGUGCUGUGCUAUUGGUGGGUGUUAUCAGUGCAAUUAAUGGCCAAACGGAUUACUGUGACCCGACGUUAUGCAAAAACAACCUAGUGCACGUAGGAUGUGGCAAGAGCGAGAAUUUUGGACCGUACUGUCCAGUUGACCGGCAGCUCGUUCCUAUGACGGAAGAUGUGAAAACUUACAUUCUCGACCUCCACAACGUGUACAGGGCGAAUGUGGCACGUGGAGAGGUGACAAACUAUGCAUCCGCUUCCCGCAUGCCAACGCUGAUCUGGGACGAGGAGCUGCAGAAACUGGCCGAGUUUAAUGUUAAAACCUGCAUCUACGGACAUGACUACUGCCGCAAUACGAAGCUGUUCCCGCUGGUGGGCCAGAAUAUAGCGGCCAACUCGUUCUACGGCAUGGAGGUGACGCCACUCGACACCAUGACGGAGCUGCUGUCCAGCUGGUACGCCGAGAACAAGAACGCCAACCAGGACUAUAUCGAUUCGUAUCCCCUCCUGGGGCAGGAUCCACCGAAUGAUAUUGGACACUUUACACAGAUCGUCAUGGAUAAGUCAACGGCCGUCGGUUGUGCGAUGAUUCAGUAUACACAGAACGAGCAGGGCCACGACUGGGUGCAUCAGAACUAUGUGUGCAACUACUCGAACUCCAUCGCCCGCGGCCAUCCGGUGUAUGUGAAGGGAGCACCUUGCGAGCUGUGCGUCACGGGUUGCAGCUCUGCUUAUCCGGGACUGUGUAACAUCGGUGAACCCGUGCAGCCGACGGCAGCGUGGUGAAAGCAAAGUGCUUGGAGCACGCGGUAACACAUGCCAGACCGUUGGCAACGACUACGACAUCUUGAUUUUAUUUAUUAUAUUACGAUAAACUAGGACUUUCUCCAAUCCCCGCAAUUCAUCUGUUUCCCACCCCCUCAUUGUAAGCCAACCAAG